AUGUUCCGCUCUGCUCCGCGCUUCCCUGACAGCAGCAGUUGUAGCAGCAACAGCAGCAGCAGCAGCAACAGCAGCAGCAGCAGCUGCAGGAGCAGCAGAAGCAGCAGCAACAGCAGCAGCAGCAGUGAGGGGAGCAGCAGCAGCUACGGCAACACUAGCAGCAGCAACCUCAGCAGCAACCUCAGCAGCACGCGGUCCAGCAUCGAGGGCGGCUCUCGCAAAAGCAGCAGCAGCAGCAACAGCAGCAGCAGCAGCAACAGCAGCAGCAGCAGCACCAGCAGCAGCAUCAUACCCUUCACCUACCCCUUCGAAGAGGCGCUUGUGCUAGGCAGGAAGUCAGCAGCUGCAGAAGCAGCAGCAGCAGCAGCAGCAGACGCAGCAGCAGGAGCAGAAGCAGCAGAAGCAGCAGCAGCAGACGAGUCUGGCACGCCCUGCUGCACUUAUUCUGCUCCUGCUGUUUCAGCUGUUAACCCUGCUGCUGCUGCUGCUGCUGCUGCUGCGGACUUGAGAGGGGGCCCUCCCCUUCUGGCCCACGCGAUGCAGCAGCAGCAGCAGCAGCAGCAGCAGAACCAGAGGGGACAGCAGCCGGUGCAGGAUAUUGUUAUGCUUCUCAAGGAGCUAAGUCUGCUUAUAAAGGACCACGCAGCAGCAGCGGCAGCUGCUGCUGCUGCUGCUGAAGAGGAAGCAGCAGCGGAGGAAAGUCCCAAAACAGCAGCAGCAGCAGCGGCUGCUGCAGCAGUGGCUGCUGCAGCAGCGGCUGCUCAAACGCUGCAGACAGAAGCAGCAAAGCUGCAGCAGACGAAGGCACGCCCGGAUAACGACAGCGGCAGCAGCAGCGAGCCCGCAGCAGCAGCAGCAGCAGCAGGAGCAGCAGCAACAGCAGCAGCAGCAGCAGAUGAAGACUCUGAGGUGCUUGCUGUCCGCGAGCGGCAGCUGGAAAGGCUAGCGGAGGAGCUCGACCAGCAGCACCUCCUUUGCAUAGCGCAAGGCGAGGAGAUUCAGCGGCUGCUGACGGAGACAGAGACGGAGCAGCGGCGGCGGCGAGAAGCAGAAAGAGCAGCAGAAAGAGAAAGAAAGAAAAGAGAAGAGCUGCAGGCCCAACUCAAG
Molecule: messenger RNA, 1107 nt
Organism: Eimeria tenella
Lineage: Eukaryota; Apicomplexa; Conoidasida; Eucoccidiorida; Eimeriidae
Exons: 3
Biological process (GO): protein monoubiquitination; protein polyubiquitination
Molecular function (GO): ubiquitin protein ligase activity
Source: RefSeq, a predicted model, not a curated record